AUGGAACGCGAUGAUUGUGCUUUGAAUCUCAUCGAGAAAAAUAACCGUCUGUACUUCUUAGUCAUACUUCUUAUCUUUCUUUUCAGAACAUCCCAGUUGAGUGGUUCGGUUCUGAUUAAUGGCAAAGAACGCAAUCUGCGUCGCUUCCGCAAACUUUCUUGCUACAUCAUGCAAGACGACAUAUUGAUUGCGAAUCUCACGGUACGCGAAGCCAUGAUGAUCUCAGCCAAUCUGAAACUGGGUAAAGAUAUGAAUUUGGCUGCCAAGAGAGUCGUAGUCGAUGAGAUACUCGAAACAAUUGGUCUCAUUGAAUCCUGCAACACGAAGACCUACAAUCUUUCGGGUGGGCAACGUAAACGUCUCUCCAUUGCACUCGAGUUGGUCAACAAUCCGCCAGUGAUGUUCUUUGACGAACCCACAUCCGGUUUGGAUAGUUCAACCUGCUUCCAGCUGAUUUCUUUGCUCAAGUCUUUGGCACGUGGCGGCCGCACUAUCGUUUGCACUAUUCACCAGCCGUCGGCGCGUCUCUUUGAAAAAUUUGAUCACUUGUACAUGCUCGCCGAGGGCCAGUGCAUGUACCAAGGACGCGUGCGAGGUCUGGUGCCAUUUCUCUCGUCGCUCGGCUACGACUGCCCUUCAUAUCACAACCCGGCCGACUAUGUGCUGGAGGUAGCCUGCGGCGAGUAUGGCGAAGCUGUGCAAAAGCUGGUGGCGGCGGUCAAGGAAGGCAAGUGCAAGAAAUACAGCCAAAAGGACUAUGGAUUGGAUAUGAAGGGUGUACGCUGCAUUGCGAAUGAUAUUGCCAAAAGCGAUGGUGCUGAUAAUGGCUGCAAGAAUGUCAAUAGUGCAAUUACAACGUCGCUCACAGCGACCACAACACUCACACAUGCAGAUGAGAAAUUCAAAAUGGAUGCAUCGGCCAUUGGCUUGGUGGCCAAAUCGGAUUCGAAUGAAUCGACUACAGCCAUGUUACAGUCACAACAGUCACAGCAAUCAGACUGUACCGUUAUCAAUUUAAACAUUCCAAGCAGUAAUAAUGGCAAUGGAAGUUCCAGUACUGGACUGACCUACAAUGUUCAUGAAGAUAGCUGCAGUCUGAACUCGAAGGGUGGACAAAAUGCCCUCACUGCAGCCGCCGAGAAAGCUGCAGCCGCCGGUUGCACCACUUCGUUGCUGGAUUCACACGAGAGUGUCGUUACGCUGCCCAACAGCUCUGGCUUCCCCACCAGCGGCUGGACACAAUUCUGGAUACUGUUAAAGCGUUCCUUUGUGACGAUUAUGCGCGAUCGCAUGUUGACGCAUAUGCGUUUAGCCUCGCACGUUAUUGUGGGCGCCAUCAUUGGCAUGAUUUACUAUGAUGUGGGCAAUGAAGCGUCGAAGGUGAUGAGCAAUGCCGGAUGUAUUUUCUUCACAACACUAUUCACAAUGUUUACAGCGAUGAUGCCGACGAUAUUGACUUUUCCCACUGAGAUGUCGGUGUUUGUGCGGGAGCAUCUAAAUUACUGGUACUCGCUGAAGGCGUUCUACUUUGCUAAGACAAUGGCUGAUCUACCCUUUCAGAUCUUCUUCUCCAGUGUCUAUGUGAUUGUUGUCUACUAUUUGACCUCGCAACCUAUGGAAUGGUUACGCAUCUCAAUGUUUGUCUUCAUUUGUGUGCUCACAUCGCUGGUGGCGCAAUCGCUGGGCUUGCUCAUUGGUGCUGGCAUGAAUAUCGAAGCGGGUGUUUUCCUCGGGCCCGUAACUACAAUACCAACCAUACUAUUCUCAGGCUUCUUUGUUAACUUCGACACUAUACCAGGCUAUCUGCAGUGGGUAACCUACGUCAGUUAUGUGCGCUAUGGAUUUGAGGGCGCCAUGGUAUCAAUAUACGGCAUGGAUCGUGCCAAAUUGGAGUGUCAUGAAAUGUAUUGUCACUUCCGUAGUCCAAAGAAGUUCUUGGAAGAGAUGUCUAUGGAUCAGGCCGAGUACUGGAUUGAUGCGGUAGCCUUGCUGGGUACAUUUAUUGCGCUGCGCAUUAUUGCGUACUUUGUGCUGCGCUGGAAGCUGCAUCUGAUACGCUAAGCAGGGCUGAGGGAGCCAGUCAGUAGCUAUAAGACGUACUCUGUAAUUAAUAUAUGUAUGUAAAAUGUAUCUAUGUUUAUGUAUUUGUAAGUAGUAGAGAGUCUUCAA
This is a messenger RNA of Rhagoletis pomonella (apple maggot), 2169 nucleotides long. RefSeq names its product ATP-binding cassette sub-family G member 4-like. The record is from RefSeq and is a predicted model, not a curated record. Gene Ontology annotation, cellular component: plasma membrane. The coding region runs from base 1 to 2061 and encodes 686 amino acids. The transcript has 5 exons. Gene Ontology annotation, molecular function: ATP binding; ATP hydrolysis activity; ABC-type transporter activity. NCBI's taxonomy places the organism in Eukaryota, Metazoa, Arthropoda, Insecta, Diptera, Tephritidae.